Messenger RNA from Conger conger (European conger), 3210 nucleotides. It is a transcript of the gene ubb, whose product is annotated as ubiquitin B. Gene Ontology annotation, molecular function: ubiquitin protein ligase binding; protein tag activity. The coding region runs from base 101 to 3070 and encodes 989 amino acids. Gene Ontology annotation, biological process: modification-dependent protein catabolic process; protein ubiquitination. Lineage: Eukaryota; Metazoa; Chordata; Actinopteri; Anguilliformes; Congridae. Gene Ontology annotation, cellular component: cytoplasm; nucleus. The transcript has 2 exons. The record is from RefSeq and is a predicted model, not a curated record.
UGGGGAGCAGUUUCAACAAAGGAGCAGUAGGAAGGCGAUAUACGUGAAAAGAAGAUAAUUCUACAGUGCGAUUUGAAAGGGGAAAAAAAAAUAGGUCAAAAUGCAGAUCUUCGUCAAAACCCUCACAGGCAAAACUAUUACCCUGGAGGUGGAGCCCAGCGACACCAUUGAGAACGUGAAGGCCAAGAUCCAGGACAAAGAAGGCAUUCCCCCUGACCAGCAGAGGCUGAUCUUCGCCGGCAAGCAGCUGGAAGAUGGCCGCACCCUAUCCGACUACAACAUCCAGAAAGAAUCCACCCUGCACUUGGUGCUUCGUCUCAGGGGCGGCAUGCAGAUCUUCGUCAAAACCCUCACAGGCAAAACUAUUACCCUGGAGGUGGAGCCCAGCGACACCAUUGAGAACGUGAAGGCCAAGAUCCAGGACAAAGAAGGCAUUCCCCCUGACCAGCAGAGGCUGAUCUUCGCCGGCAAGCAGCUGGAAGAUGGCCGCACCCUAUCCGACUACAACAUCCAGAAAGAAUCCACCCUGCACUUGGUGCUUCGUCUCAGGGGCGGCAUGCAGAUCUUCGUCAAAACCCUCACAGGCAAAACUAUUACCCUGGAGGUGGAGCCCAGCGACACCAUUGAGAACGUGAAGGCCAAGAUCCAGGACAAAGAAGGCAUUCCCCCUGACCAGCAGAGGCUGAUCUUCGCCGGCAAGCAGCUGGAAGAUGGCCGCACCCUAUCCGACUACAACAUCCAGAAAGAAUCCACCCUGCACUUGGUGCUUCGUCUCAGGGGCGGCAUGCAGAUCUUCGUCAAAACCCUCACAGGCAAAACUAUUACCCUGGAGGUGGAGCCCAGCGACACCAUUGAGAACGUGAAGGCCAAGAUCCAGGACAAAGAAGGCAUUCCCCCUGACCAGCAGAGGCUGAUCUUCGCCGGCAAGCAGCUGGAAGAUGGCCGCACCCUAUCCGACUACAACAUCCAGAAAGAAUCCACCCUGCACUUGGUGCUUCGUCUCAGGGGCGGCAUGCAGAUCUUCGUCAAAACCCUCACAGGCAAAACCAUUACCCUGGAGGUGGAGCCCAGCGACACCAUUGAGAACGUGAAGGCCAAGAUCCAGGACAAAGAAGGCAUUCCCCCUGACCAGCAGAGGCUGAUCUUCGCCGGCAAGCAGCUGGAAGAUGGCCGCACCCUAUCCGACUACAACAUCCAGAAAGAAUCCACCCUGCACUUGGUGCUUCGUCUCAGGGGCGGCAUGCAGAUCUUCGUCAAAACCCUCACAGGCAAAACCAUUACCCUGGAGGUGGAGCCCAGCGACACCAUUGAGAACGUGAAGGCCAAGAUCCAGGACAAAGAAGGCAUUCCCCCUGACCAGCAGAGGCUGAUCUUCGCCGGCAAGCAGCUGGAAGAUGGCCGCACCCUGUCCGACUACAACAUCCAGAAAGAAUCCACCCUGCACUUGGUGCUUCGUCUCAGGGGCGGCAUGCAGAUCUUCGUCAAAACCCUCACAGGCAAAACCAUUACCCUGGAGGUGGAGCCCAGCGACACCAUUGAGAACGUGAAGGCCAAGAUCCAGGACAAAGAAGGCAUUCCCCCUGACCAGCAGAGGCUGAUCUUCGCCGGCAAGCAGCUGGAAGAUGGCCGCACCCUGUCCGACUACAACAUCCAGAAAGAAUCCACCCUGCACUUGGUGCUUCGUCUCAGGGGCGGCAUGCAGAUCUUCGUCAAAACCCUCACAGGCAAAACCAUUACCCUGGAGGUGGAGCCCAGUGACACCAUUGAGAACGUGAAGGCCAAGAUCCAGGACAAAGAAGGCAUUCCCCCUGACCAGCAGAGGCUGAUCUUCGCCGGCAAGCAGCUGGAAGAUGGCCGCACCCUAUCCGACUACAACAUCCAGAAAGAAUCCACCCUGCACUUGGUGCUUCGUCUCAGGGGCGGCAUGCAGAUCUUCGUCAAAACCCUCACAGGCAAAACUAUUACCCUGGAGGUGGAGCCCAGCGACACCAUUGAGAACGUGAAGGCCAAGAUCCAGGACAAAGAAGGCAUUCCCCCUGACCAGCAGAGGCUGAUCUUCGCCGGCAAGCAGCUGGAAGAUGGCCGCACCCUAUCCGACUACAACAUCCAGAAAGAAUCCACCCUGCACUUGGUGCUUCGUCUCAGGGGCGGCAUGCAGAUCUUCGUCAAAACCCUCACAGGCAAAACUAUUACCCUGGAGGUGGAGCCCAGCGACACCAUUGAGAACGUGAAGGCCAAGAUCCAGGACAAAGAAGGCAUUCCCCCUGACCAGCAGAGGCUGAUCUUCGCCGGCAAGCAGCUGGAAGAUGGCCGCACCCUAUCCGACUACAACAUCCAGAAAGAAUCCACCCUGCACUUGGUGCUUCGUCUCAGGGGCGGCAUGCAGAUCUUCGUCAAAACCCUCACAGGCAAAACCAUUACCCUGGAGGUGGAGCCCAGCGACACCAUUGAGAACGUGAAGGCCAAGAUCCAGGACAAAGAAGGCAUUCCCCCUGACCAGCAGAGGCUGAUCUUUGCCGGCAAGCAGCUGGAAGAUGGCCGCACCCUGUCCGACUACAACAUCCAGAAAGAAUCCACCCUGCACUUGGUGCUUCGUCUCAGGGGCGGCAUGCAGAUCUUCGUCAAAACCCUCACAGGCAAAACCAUUACCCUGGAGGUGGAGCCCAGCGACACCAUUGAGAACGUGAAGGCCAAGAUCCAGGACAAAGAAGGCAUUCCCCCUGACCAGCAGAGGCUGAUCUUCGCCGGCAAGCAGCUGGAAGAUGGCCGCACCCUAUCCGACUACAACAUCCAGAAAGAAUCCACCCUGCACUUGGUGCUUCGUCUCAGGGGCGGCAUGCAGAUCUUCGUCAAAACCCUCACAGGCAAAACCAUUACCCUGGAGGUGGAGCCCAGCGACACCAUUGAGAACGUGAAGGCCAAGAUCCAGGACAAAGAAGGCAUUCCCCCUGACCAGCAGAGGCUGAUCUUCGCCGGCAAGCAGCUGGAAGAUGGCCGCACCCUGUCCGACUACAACAUCCAGAAAGAAUCCACUCUGCACUUAGUGCUCCGUCUCCGAGGGGGCCAGUAAAUGUCCCCUUCUCCUGUUCAUUGUGUGUUUAUUUGCUGAUUUGUUUUUUUUUUUGUUUUUUUUCACUUUCAUUUUUUUGUUUUUAAAAAAUUUUAAAAAAGAUGUUUAAUGUCAAAUAAAACAUGUUAAAACCUGCUAAA